Callithrix jacchus (white-tufted-ear marmoset) is the source of this 2068-nucleotide messenger RNA. It is a transcript of the gene GET4, whose product is annotated as guided entry of tail-anchored proteins factor 4. Gene Ontology annotation, biological process: protein insertion into ER membrane. Gene Ontology annotation, molecular function: protein binding. NCBI's taxonomy places the organism in Eukaryota, Metazoa, Chordata, Mammalia, Primates, Cebidae. The record is from RefSeq and is a predicted model, not a curated record. Gene Ontology annotation, cellular component: cytosol; BAT3 complex.
GCGUGCGACUCCUCCCGGGCCACCGUAGAAGGGCGUCGGGCGGAAGCCGGGAGGCGCUGCCGACCGCGCCUGCGACAGCGUCAGCCGUUCGCGGAGCGCCGGCCCGAUGGCGGCGGCGCGGCUAUGGCAGAGCAGGAGAGCGCCCGGAAUGGCGCCCGCAACCGGGGCGGAGUCCAGCGCGUGGAGGGCAAGCUGCGCGCGAGCGUCGAGAAGGGCGACUACUACGAGGCGCACCAGAUGUACCGGACCCUGUUCUUCAGGUACAUGUCCCAGAGCAAGCAUGCGGAGGCACGGGAGCUCAUGUACUCAGGAGCUCUGCUGUUCUUCAGCCACGGCCAGCAAAACAGCGCUGCAGACUUGUCCAUGCUGGUCCUGGAGUCCCUGGAGAAGGCAGAAGUGGAGGUGGCCGAUGAGCUGCUAGAAAAUCUGGCUAAAGUGUUCAGCCUGAUGGACCCCAACUCUCCUGAGCGCGUGGCCUUCGUGUCCAGAGCCCUGAAGUGGUCCAGCGGAGGCUCCGGGAAGCUGGGCCACCCGCGGCUACACCAGCUGCUGGCCCUCACCCUGUGGAAAGAACAAAACUAUUGUGAGUCACGGUAUCAUUUUCUGCACUCAGCGGACGGGGAGGGCUGUGCCAACAUGCUGGUGGAGUACUCCACAUCCCGGGGCUUCCGCAGCGAGGUGGACAUGUUUGUGGCCCAGGCCGUGCUACAGUUUCUGUGUUUAAAAAACAAAAGUAGUGCAUCUGUGGUCUUCACGACGUACACCCAGAAGCACCCGUCCAUCGAGGAUGGGCCUCCGUUCGUGGAGCCGCUGCUCAACUUCAUCUGGUUCCUGCUGCUGGCUGUGGAUGGCGGAAAGCUGACGGUGUUCACCGUGUUAUGUGAGCAGUACCAGCCAUCCCUCCGGCGGGACCCGAUGUACAACGAGUACCUCGACCGCAUAGGACAGCUGUUCUUCGGUGUCCCGCCCAAGCAGACAUCUUCCUACGGAGGCCUGCUCGGGAACCUUCUGAGCAGCCUUAUGGGCUCCUCAGAGCAGGAGGAGGGGGAGGAGAGCCCCAGCGACGGCAGCCCCAUCGAGCUGGACUGAAUUGGCCGGGCCACGUGGAGACACCAUGGUCAACGGCGGCUCGAGGGACAUUUCGGAGGCGAGUCCUGGGUGGCUCCUGGCCCCAGGGGCUCCUGGCCUUGAGGCUGGCAGUGGCCGCGUGCUGGCGCGUGUCUGUUUGUGGCACGUCUGGUUUGUGCGGCGGCUCAGGGUGGCGCGGCUGCCGGUUGCUAUGCUGCUGGGACCCAAGAGUGGGGCUUUGCCCCUGCUGGCCGCCGCGUCCCCCGAGAUUGACCCACAAUAAAGCACAGGCCUUACGCGGCGUCCCCUCUCCCACUCCUUUGUUCUGGGUCCUUUCGGGGGGGCUGAGGGGCAGCACAGGAGGCCCGUCCUCAGGGACCUGGCACAUCACUCUCCUUGCUUGGCGUCCAGAGCAGCUGUUGUCGCCAAAGCAAGUGCUGGCCCUCACACGUGAGAACCCAGCUGGGCCCUGCGUGGUCUGCAGAUGCGUGCGGCUGUUUCUGAACACAGGUCACUCUGCAGUCACAGCGAACUGGUCCCCAUCGCAGACGGAGCGCAUGUGCCCUGCACCACAUCCUCACACUCGGUGAAGGGACGGCCCACGUGGCAUCCCGUAGCUGCAUCCUGCUGGUCUCUGUGAGAGCCAUGCUGCUGUGCUGGAAAUUCCGCUUUAAAAAGGGAUACCAUGGGACUCUGCCCAUCUCUUUCAUAAUGCAAUAUUUAUUUGUAUUGGGUGAUUGAUUCCUUUGACCUAACGUUUUAGGUUUUAACCAAAUAACCAGUCCAGGAGUGAGCAGCUCUGUUCUUGAUGCUUUUCCAGAUGUUGCCAGAACAAUGACAAAAGGGGAGACGCUCUAUUUUUUCACGAUUCAAUGACAGUUGUAGAUUGAUAUGUAGUUGUGCAUGGAAACGGGAAACGCACAGCUUUAUUUACUGUAAAGCGGAAUUUGAGGAAGGCUUGUGUGAACCGUUGCGCAUAAAUAAACCCUUUCUACCGGGC